CAUACCAACGAAAUCACGAAUUAGAAUUAUCAAACUUCUAUCGAACAUAAGUCGUUAUGUUUAAUUUUUUUGUCCAAAAUGACCAAGGAUACUACCGGCCCUGACCCCGGAUAGAGUUCGGGCGAAUAUUCUUUCUUUCUUUUUUAAAACAAAAUGCCAGUGUUCACAGCCAACAUCCCUGGCAUUCUCAAGGUUGGAGAUAGAAUAGAAAUUGGCGGUAAAAUCAAGGAAAAUGCCAGAAAAAUGUCAGUAAACCUUUGCGCUCAAGAAGGAGAGGAACCACGUGACGUUGUCCUCCACUUCGACGUUCGGUUUCAUCGCGACAACAUCAUCUCGCUAUCCAGGAGGAACGGCGUGUGGAUCGGCAGUGGGAACCUUGACACUAACUACAAUAUGUUUGUGCCUGGUACAAUUUUCCGUAUCAUAUUCGAAGUGAAGGAUACAGACGUAAUCACGAUCUACUGCCAGGGCAAGUUCCACUCCAACUUCCUACCGAAGAUACCGUUGACCAUGGCUCGGUAUCUAGUCGCGUGGGCUGAUGUAGACAAAAUAACGCACUGCUACUUUCAAAUGAAUGACAAAGGCGUAGGAGACGAAGCAGCGGCCAUCGGUGCGAACCCACCCUCCUCGCGGCAGGGAAUCACGCCUGUAGUGAUUGGAGAUGUUAAGCGAUGUGUUAAAUCUCACAGAAAGUCUUCACCAAGUUCACCACACAUUCAUUCCUCGAACGAGAGUUCGGACGACGAACAAAAACCUCGUCGUAAAGCCGAAGGCCGUGCGGACAGAUAUUUCUACGAAACACUCAUGUGCCAACCUCCAGAAACUACGUUCGGUAACAAAAAUCCAAAAUAUCACCGUGAGAUAGUGCAGCCCGAAUAUAGCAGAAAAUAUAGAAACGAAUAUAUCGAAAAGAAUGAGACAGACACGUCUGAGGAAGUUGCCUCCAAAAACAUGGAGUCCACUGCAGAAUCCGAUGACGUUUUGCCAGAGUUGGGGUUGAUAAAUAAAAGAAAUAGGCGCGGCAAGUUCGCUUCAUUCGCGCAGGUCGUAAAUUUUAUGGGAAAGACAGCAAGAAGAAAUUAGUUGUGUGCUAUGAAAAGCAGCUUUUUUAUGGUUGGUGAUUUUUCGUUUACAAUUUCAUGUUUUAUUUUUAUGUU
Molecule: messenger RNA, 1157 nt
Organism: Pararge aegeria (speckled wood butterfly)
Lineage: Eukaryota; Metazoa; Arthropoda; Insecta; Lepidoptera; Nymphalidae
Exons: 5
Coding region: 154-1083 (309 amino acids)
Molecular function (GO): carbohydrate binding
Source: RefSeq, a predicted model, not a curated record